Oryzias latipes (Japanese medaka) is the source of this 2817-nucleotide messenger RNA. It is a transcript of the gene sec14l1, whose product is annotated as SEC14-like lipid binding 1. The record is from RefSeq and is a predicted model, not a curated record. NCBI's taxonomy places the organism in Eukaryota, Metazoa, Chordata, Actinopteri, Beloniformes, Adrianichthyidae. Gene Ontology annotation, biological process: negative regulation of RIG-I signaling pathway. Gene Ontology annotation, cellular component: cytoplasm; cytosol. Gene Ontology annotation, molecular function: RIG-I binding.
CUUCUGUUUUUUUAAUUGAACCGCUGCUCGUUCACAACCUAAAGCUCUCUGACGUAAUGGACCUCGUCAUUCCUUCACAGCUUCAGGGAGACUCCAAAACUCUUAUUUUGACAUUUCAAUUCACCCGGGUGAGAGUCAAAGAUGGUGCAGGAGUACCAGUCUCCUGUCCGGGUCUAUAAGUACCCCUUCGAGUUGGUCAUGGCGGCAUAUGUGCGGAGAUUCCCAAAGUGCGCUCUGAUCCCAAUGUUUGUCGACAGCGAGGUCAUCAACCAGAGUCGAAGCCAAGACGGCUCGGUCCUCGUGACCGAGAGGCGCUGCACCAUCGACGUGGACGCCCCCCGGCUUCUCAAGCGGAUUGCAGGUGUAGAGUUCCUGUACUUCAUCCAGAAGAACACUCUGAACUACAGAAACAGGACCCUCCAUAUCGAAGUCCACAAUGAGACAUUCUCAAACCGGGUCAUGGUCCGCGAGUUCUGCAGCUACACGGUUCAUCCAGAGAAUGAGGACUGGACGUGCUUUGAACAGGCAGCAAGUCUGGAUAUCAAGUCAUUUUUUGGCUUUGAGAGCACCGCAGAGAAGAUAGCCAUGAAACAGUACGCUAGUAGCAUAAAACAGGGUAAAGAAAUAAUCGAGCAUCAUCUCAGAGAGCUGCAGGAAGAAGGAUUAACUCACAUACCUCGCUGGACCGCCUCCGCCGAAAGUGCAAGGCCGACCUUCUCUGCUGCCAUCCCCGUGAACGCUGGCGGGGAAGGACAGGCGGGUAACCCAGCUACAGAGCUGGUGGCCGGUUCACCCGAUGAUAAAUUGGAUGCUGACUACAUCAGACGUUACCUUGGUGAUUUAACGCCUCUGCAGGAGAGCUGUCUGAUCCGACUGCGUCAAUGGCUGCAGGAAACCCACAAGGGCAAGAUUCCAAAGGAUCAGCAUGUCCUACGCUUUCUCAGAGCCAGAGAUUUCAAUAUGGACAAGGCCAGAGAGUUCCUGUGUCAGUCUCUCACCUGGAGGAAGCAGCACCAAGUGGACUUCCUUUUGGACACCUGGGAGCGCCCACAGCUGCUUCAGGACUUCUUCACUGGAGCCUGGCACCACCAUGACAGGGAUGGGCGUCCUCUAUAUGUUCUCCGUCUGGGUCAGAUGGACACCAAGGGCUUAGUGAGAGCUUUAGGAGAAGAGGUUCUGCUGAGACAGGUUCUGUCGCUCAAUGAGGAAGGACUGAGGCGCUGUGAGGAGAACACCAGAGUUUUCGGUCGACCCAUAAGCUGUUGGACGUGCCUGAUGGACCUGGAUGGCCUGAACAUGCGUCACAUGUGGAGACCAGGAGUUAAAGCUCUGCUGAGAAUCAUCGAGGUGGUUGAAGCCAACUACCCGGAGACUCUGGGCCGCCUGCUUAUAGUUCGCGCUCCGAGGGUUUUUCCGGUUCUGUGGACUUUGGUUAGUCCCCUGAUUGACGAGAACAGUCGGAAGAAGUUCCUUGUUUAUGCUGGAAAUGACUACCAGGGUCCAGGAGGCCUGGUGGACUACAUUGACAGAGAAAUCAUCCCAGACUUUCUAGGAGGAGCCUGCCUGUGUGACAUCCCUGAUGGAGGAACUGUUCCCAAAUCUCUGUAUAGAACUGCAGAGCAGCUUGAGAGUGAGGAGAACUGCCUGCUGACUGACUGUAUCUACAAGACUGCUAACAUCUUCAAGGGAACUCCAUUUGAGAUGCUGAUUGAGAUCACGGAAGCCUCCUCUGUCAUCACAUGGGACUUUGACGUGUCUAAAGGAGACACGGUUUUCAACAUUUAUCAUUCCAAGAGGAUUCCUCAGCUUCCAAAAAAGGACACUCUGGGAGCUCACGGCAUCACGUCUCUAGGUUCUAUGAACACUCAGCUGAUAGAUAAGAGCUGGGUGCUGGGGCAGGACUAUAGCAUGGUGCAGAAGGCUCUAAUAUGCAGGGAGGGAGAAAGUAUACAAGGCUCCCACAUCACACGCUGGCCUGGUUUCUACAUCCUCCAGUGGCGCUUCCACAGCUCUGCCGCCGGUGCUGCCUCCAGCCUGCCGCGCGUGGACGAUGUGCUGGCCUCCCUGCAGGUCUCCUCCCACAAGUGCAGAAUCAUGUACUACACAGAGGUGCUGGCCUCAAACGACUUCAGGGGAUCCCUGAGCAGUCUGGAAUCGUGUCAAAGUGGUUUCUCACAGCUUAGCGCUGCUACGACUACCUCCAACCAAUCACAUGCCAGCUCCACUCUUUCAAGGUAGCAUCUGUUCAGCAGCUGUUGGAAUGCAACAGUGGACUACAUCUACAUGCCUUUUAGGGCUUUGAGGACUUGGAGACGAUCAAUAAAUGUGAUUAAACUGUUUCCAUUUCAUUGAUUUUUGGAUUUCACUAGAGUCCAUUUUUAUUGACCGAUCCUUGAGCUUCAUGCGUGAUGAAGGAAAUACUUAAAGCAUUGAACAUCACAUGUACGUCCUCUGUUUUUAGGAAUUUUUUAUCCUACAAAAGAGAGCAAGUCUGGAUGGAAAGAAAAACACAUUUUGAUGUUUUGCUGCUUUUAUCCACUAGAUGUCAGUGUUUCUCCUCAUCUGUAACGGCUCUGGGUUCUGCUGUGGAACAUCUGGGCUCACAGGAAGCUAGAAAUGGUCAAAUGAAAAAAGUUUUGCUGUAAUAUUUAUGUCUCAAGAGAUGAUGUCAUUUUUUAAAAAUCUUUUGAACACAGUUGGAGUAGUAAUGAAAUUAAUCAUUUUUGAAUUUAUUUGUGCCUUAAUUAUAGAUAAAGCAAUAGAUCUGCCAUGUUUUUUGCGUAUUUCAUUGUUUCAUAAACCACUUCCCAGAUUCCA